Molecule: messenger RNA, 1041 nt
Organism: Falco peregrinus (peregrine falcon)
Lineage: Eukaryota; Metazoa; Chordata; Aves; Falconiformes; Falconidae
Product: acrosin-like
Exons: 5
Coding region: 1-1041 (346 amino acids)
Biological process (GO): proteolysis; acrosome reaction
Molecular function (GO): serine-type endopeptidase activity
Source: RefSeq, a predicted model, not a curated record
AUGGAUUUGCUGCGCCUCCUCCUCAUCCUGCUGGCCAUGUGCUGUCCUGCGUACGGCACAUGGGACAGCUGUGGAGGGACCUGCGGGCUCCGGCCCAUGGCUUUUCAGUACGGCAUGUCGCGCGUCGUGGGUGGCACAGAUGCCCAGGCAGGGGCCUGGCCCUGGAUCGUCAGCAUCCAGAAUCCCUGGCAAGCGGGCACGGGUCAUACCUGCGGAGGCUCCCUCAUCAGCGCACAGUGGGUCCUGACAGCAGCCCACUGCUUCAUCGAGGCCAGCUACAUCACCAUGUGGCGCGUGGUGAUCGGUGCCACGCGGCUGACUCAGCUGGGCCCUGAGGCCCAGGUGCGCAACAUCAAGCGGCUGCUCCUUCACCAAGGCUACAGUAACAUCACGCAGAGGAACGACAUUGCCUUGCUGGAGCUGGACCAGCCUGUGCAGUGCAACGCCUACGUUCAGCUUGCCUGCGUGCCCGAUGCCUCGCUGAGAGUCUCGCAGCUGAAAAACUGCUACAUCAGCGGCUGGGGUGCCACGACUGCAAGAUCUGGACGAUCAACGGAUGUGCUGCAGGAGGCCCAGGUCCGCCUCAUUGAUGUCAACGUCUGUAACAGCAGCCGGUGGUACAGAGGGGCCAUCCACACGCACAACGUCUGUGCUGGCUAUCCGCAGGGCGGCAUUGACACCUGCCAGGGGGACAGCGGUGGGCCUCUCGUGUGCCAAGACAGCAGUGCAGACUACUUCUGGCUUGUUGGUGUCACCAGCUGGGGGAGAGGCUGUGCCCGAGCCAGGCAGCCCGGAGUCUACACCUCCACUCAGCACUUCUACGACUGGAUCCUGCUACAGAUGGGCCUGCGCCCAGCAGUGAGGGCUACUCCAACAGCACGCGCUUGGAGUCAUUUUGUCACCACGUCAAGCCCCGUUCCGAGGCCAAGGCCCACAGCAGUGCAGUCGGGCGGCUCCUGCCCAUUUCCAGUCCAGAAGCUGCUGGACUUCUUUAGCCGGCUGCAGGAGCUCCUGCAGUACCUAAGGGGAAAAACGGUGUGA